Molecule: messenger RNA, 1528 nt
Organism: Chelonia mydas (Green sea turtle)
Lineage: Eukaryota; Metazoa; Chordata; Testudines; Cheloniidae
Gene: SPC25
Product: SPC25 component of NDC80 kinetochore complex
Exons: 8
Coding region: 343-1371 (342 amino acids)
Biological process (GO): chromosome segregation
Cellular component (GO): Ndc80 complex
Source: RefSeq, a predicted model, not a curated record
UGGCCUCACGCAACCUCAGCAAGGCACCCAGCGCCAUUCAGCGCCUGCCGCGGGCAGCCAGCCCCGCUUGCCUCGGGCCACUUCCCGGCUAGCAGCACACCAAGGGGGCAGCCUGGCUGACGGCGGGCUGGAGCAGCCAGCGCUCCCCCGUGCAGGGGCUGUGCACAAACUGAGCUGCAGGGGCCCAGCGACCCGCUGAUGACACAGGGACGCUAGAAACACGGGCUGGCCACGACCCCACCCUCGGGCGGCGGCUGCCGCAGAGCCCGAACGCCGCAUCGCAGCCAGCAGCGCCCCUCCCCUCAGCCGGCUCUUUUUUACGGUCGUUCGGCGGGCGGGGGAAUGGUGGGCGGGCAGGCUGCAGGAGCGCGGUCCGCGGCCCCGCCCCGAUUGCCGUCGCUCCCCCCCCACACUUACCGUUUGACAACGGACCACAUUUCCCAUCAUGCUCCGCGCCGCUCCACCAAUAGCGAGGGAGCUUCUUUGCCGGCUGCGGCAGGAACGGACCAGUCGUUGCGUGCCCUGUUGCUGGGCGCCGGGGGGGCCAAUCAGAGAGCGGCCUUGGUGGUGGCGGCGGGAGGGCGGUUACGAUUCAAACGCUGGCGGGAAAAUUACUCAGUCCAUAAUAAGGACUUACUCCUGGAUGCGCCUGGGGAGAAGGUGACUAUAAGCACUAUGUCCCAGAUAAAAACAGAAGAUGAACUGAUCCUUUUUGAAAAAGAGAUCAAAGAAUUUUGGACGAAAUUCAAAAGCAUUUGUGGUAGUGAACACAUCAACCAGACUUUGGGACUAAGAGAAUCAUGCAAGGAGUCCAUAAAAGCACUUUCAGAGAAGUGGUCCAAGAAGUUAAAAGAAGGGGAUCUAAUGAUUGACAAAAUUCUGGAGUACAGAAAUGAGAUCCUCCAGCAGAACAUAUCCAUUGAAGAAAAGCAAAAAGACUUAACUGAAAUGAAUUCCAAAAUAAAGCAUGAAGAAGAACAAAAGAGAGACUUUAUUGAUCGCAUCCAAGAGCUCAAGGAAGAGUUGACAAGAAAAAAGGAAAUUAUAUCUGCUAAAAACAAGGCCACCAAAGAGCGGCUGGAAAGACUGAGUAAGUCUAAAGAACUGUUUGAAGAGCGGCUGGGGCUAGAAAUACGCAGAAUUUAUGAUGAACAGUUGCAGUUUAUAUUUCGAUGUAUUGACCACAAAGAUCCUGACAAGCCAUACACGUUUACUCUCUCUAUAAAUGAACAGGGAGACUAUGAAGUGACAAGCAGCUCUCCUCCUCUGGACUGUAUAGCAGAACUCCAGCUAAAAGUGAGAGAAACCAACAACUUUGCUGCAUUUGUUGCCAACAUCAGAAAAGCUUUUACAGCUUUGUCUUAUAAGUAAUCUGCAACUAUAUGUAAAACUGGCUUCAUACCUCUCUUCCUGUCUCUAUGUGCAUUCCCUGCUCUUCCUUUUUGUAUUAACAUAACAGUGGAGUGAAAGGAAAUAUUAAAUGUAUGUUUUUAAUAUUCCAUUUUCUAAAUAAAGAAAAAUGGUGAAA